This is a messenger RNA of Hypomesus transpacificus, 1237 nucleotides long. Its product is annotated as mitochondrial carnitine/acylcarnitine carrier protein. Bases 244 to 1155 code for a protein of 303 amino acids. Gene Ontology annotation, biological process: carnitine transmembrane transport; mitochondrial transport. NCBI's taxonomy places the organism in Eukaryota, Metazoa, Chordata, Actinopteri, Osmeriformes, Osmeridae. Gene Ontology annotation, cellular component: mitochondrial envelope. Gene Ontology annotation, molecular function: O-acyl-L-carnitine transmembrane transporter activity. The transcript has 9 exons. The record is from RefSeq and is a predicted model, not a curated record.
AGGACGGUCACGAGAGGUCGUUACCGCGCGGCAGACGCCUGCUUAUCAGACAGAGUUGUUGACGGUUGAUGAAGUUAAAGUCCAGUGUCAUUCCGGGCGUAGUACAGGAGGCUCGCUGUGCGUUCACCCAGUGUAAUAGACGUGCUCGUAUGUAAACUUUUAGUGGGUUGCUCAUAUUUGGACUGGUUUUAGGCGUCAGAGUGAAGACAAGAGCGCCGUCGUAUUUGGCGAAGCAGGUAGAGGAUGGGAAACGGGGAGCUCGCGGAGAAGCGGAUCUCUCCGCUUAAAAACUUUGCGGCUGGAGGAGUCGGUGGCGCAUGCCUUCUGUUCGCGGGACACCCUCUCGACACCAUCAAGGUGAGGUUACAGACACAGCCUAAAGUCCACUCUGGUAAUGGGGCUCUCUAUACAGGAGCAUACGAUUGCUUCCGCAAGACAGUUUCCAAAGAGGGCGUGUUGGGGCUGUAUAAGGGGAUGGGAGCACCCUUGGCUGGGGUGGCUCCUAUGAUGGCCAUCAGCUUCUUUGGCUUCGGUCUGGGGAAGCAGCUCCAGCAGUCGGAUCCCAGAAAGCCCCUAACGUAUGCUCAGGUCUAUCUGGCUGGGUGUCUGGCUGGAGUGUUCACCACCGUCAUCGUGGCUCCAGGAGAAAGAGUCAAGUGCUUAUUGCAGGUGCAGGCCAGUGGGGGUCAGCUGAGGUAUGCGGGUCCUCUGGACUGUGCUGUCAGCCUCUACAGGCAGCAGGGCAUCCGCAGUGUGUACAAGGGCACCGUCCUCACGCUCCUCAGAGAUGUUCCCUCCAACGGCCUGUACUUCCUCACCUAUGAGUACCUGAAGAACUUACUGACAGCCGAGGGUGAAAGCGUUUCUCAGCUAAGCACUCCCAGGAUCCUCCUGGCAGGUGGAGUAGCCGGUAUCCUCAACUGGGUCAUCGCUCUCCCCCCCGACGUUCUCAAGUCCAACUUCCAGACAGCUGCAGAUGGCAGGUAUCGGGGCCUGGUGGAUGUGCUGAGGGAGCUGUUGAAGGAGGAGGGGCCCAGAGCGCUCUACAAGGGCUUCAAUGCAGUGUUCCUAAGAGCCUUCCCUGCCAACGCUGCCUGUUUCCUGGGGUUUGAGUUUGCUCUGAAGGGUUUGAACUGGCUGGCUCCCAGCUGGUGAACACUUCUAAGUCUGUCUGUGUGUGUAAAUGUGUGUGUUUGUACGUGUGUGUGAGUGUGUACGUACAGUGCCCUCCAAAAGU